AUGGGCACAGGCAAGAAGGAGGCGUCUCGGCGAGAGCGCCAGGGGAAGAGUAACGAUGGAAUGGGCAAUGUUCGAACCAAGGGUGAAAAUUUCUACAGAGAUGCGAAGAAAGUGAAGACCCUUAAUAUGUUUAAGGAUGGAAAGGCUCAACGAAACGCAUCUGGAAAAAUCACCAAAGCUGCAUCAUAUCAAUCUCGAGAAAAGCCGAGUGCUCGGAUUGAGCCAAACAGGAAAUGGUUUGGGAAUACUCGAGUCAUCUCUCAAGAAGCCUUGAGCUCGUUCCGAGAGGCUGUUGCCGAAAAGGCAGCUGACCCUUACCAAGUCUUGCUUAAAACGAACAAACUCCCAAUGAGUCUUAUUCAGGAUGGCCAUGCUCCAAAUGGCCUGAAGCAACAUAAGGCUAAGAUUGCUGUUGAAAAUGCCCCGUUUAGUGACACCUUCGGGCCCAAGGCACAGAGAAAGCGUGUUAAGCUGAGUGUUGAUACUCUAGAAGGUCUCGCCGGGGAGACGGUAAAGAUGCAUGACAGCUAUUUGGAUCGCUUGGAGCAGGCGAAACUGCUCAGCGGCACAUCAGGUGAUGCCAAUGCUGAUACCAAUGGCGCUGAUGCAGAGCUCACUGCCGCCAGAGAGCCAAUUUUCUCAAAGGGCCAGAGUAAACGUAUCUGGAAUGAACUGUACAAAGUCAUUGACUCAUCGGACGUUAUCGUUCAUGCUCUCGAUGCCAGAGACCCUGAAGGCACUCGGUGCAGGAGUGUUGAGAAAUAUAUCCAGGAUGAAGCGCCACACAAGCAUCUGAUAUUUGUUCUAAACAAGUGUGACUUGGUGCCAACCGGUGUUGCUGCUUCCUGGGUCCGUGCUUUAUCUAAGGAGUACCCUACGCUUGCAUUCCAUGCCAGCAUUAAUAACUCUUUUGGCAAGGGAUCGUUGAUCCAGCUCUUGCGCCAGUUUUCAAUUCUCCAUUCAGAUCGCAAACAAAUAUCGGUGGGAUUCAUUGGCUAUCCUAAUACCGGAAAAUCUUCCAUUAUCAACACUCUUCGGAAGAAGAAAGUAUGCACUGUUGCUCCAAUCCCUGGAGAGACUAAAGUAUGGCAGUACAUAACGUUGAUGAAGCGAAUUUACCUCAUCGACUGCCCUGGAGUUGUGCCUCCGAGCAAUAACGUCACAGAGGAGGACAUCCUUCUACGCGGUGUUGUUCGAGUAGAGAAUGUUGAAAAUCCAGAACAGUAUAUUCCUGCAAUUCUCAAGAAGACGCAGCAGCGCCACAUUGAACGGACAUACGAAAUCAAGGGGUUCACAGAUGCCACAGAAUUUCUAAGCAUAUUAGCUCGAAAGGGUGGCCGGUUGCUGAAAGGUGGUGAGCCUGAUGUUAACGGUGUUGCAAAGAUGGUGAUAAAUGACUUCCUCCGCGGAAAGUUGCCUUGGUAUACUCCUCCACCUAAGGCUGCCGAUGCUGGAGAUGACAAAAUAAAUGGCCGUGAAGGUCGAUUAGGCGAGAUGGGAGUCAAGAGGAAGGCGGAUGAUGCCAAAGACCAGGACGGGGAUGAAAUCGAUGCUGGCACUGACGCAAGCGAUGAGGAUGCGGAGAACGCCGGGCCAGAAGACCGUGAAAACGGGUCGGACGGCAACGAAGAUGAAAGCGAGUUUGAAGGAUUUGGAGAUUCAGACAAUGAAGACGGGGGUGCUCCGAUAAACGCAGAUCCCAGUCCAUGA
Messenger RNA from Nannizzia gypsea CBS 118893, 1710 nucleotides. RefSeq names its product nucleolar GTP-binding protein 2. Gene Ontology annotation, molecular function: GTP binding. The coding region runs from base 1 to 1710 and encodes 569 amino acids. The transcript has 3 exons. Lineage: Eukaryota; Fungi; Ascomycota; Eurotiomycetes; Onygenales; Arthrodermataceae. Gene Ontology annotation, cellular component: nucleolus. The record is from RefSeq and is a predicted model, not a curated record.